Neofelis nebulosa (Clouded leopard) is the source of this 5598-nucleotide messenger RNA. It is a transcript of the gene BMPR1A, whose product is annotated as bone morphogenetic protein receptor type 1A. NCBI's taxonomy places the organism in Eukaryota, Metazoa, Chordata, Mammalia, Carnivora, Felidae. Bases 404 to 2002 code for a protein of 532 amino acids. Gene Ontology annotation, molecular function: transforming growth factor beta receptor activity, type I; SMAD binding; ATP binding. Gene Ontology annotation, cellular component: plasma membrane; signaling receptor complex. The transcript has 13 exons. The record is from RefSeq and is a predicted model, not a curated record. Gene Ontology annotation, biological process: BMP signaling pathway; dorsal/ventral pattern formation; cellular response to growth factor stimulus.
GCUCGAGGGGCGACCGGGCCGGGGCCGCUGCACGCCGAGGGCGGAGGCCGAGUCGGGCCCCCGCCGCGCCCCGGCGGCUCGCCGCGCCCACCCCGCUCCGCGCCGAGGGCUGGACGAUGAGUUCCCCGGGGUCCGGAUUUAUGAAAAUAUGCAUCAGUUUAAUACUGUCUUGGAAUUCAUGAGAUGGAAGCAUAGGUCAAAGCUGUUUGGAGAAAAUUGGAAGUACAGUUUUAUCUAGCCACAUCUCUGAGGAGUCAAGAGAAAGCAGUGGAAGUUGGAGUCAUUGUCAAGUGAUUGAGACCUUUUACAAGAAAAUCUCUUUGAAUAAGAGUAAUUAAAAUUAGCGACAUAACAAGACCAGUUAUUAGAGGUCACAGUAUACAGGAAACAUUAAAACUGAACAAUGACUCAGCUGUAUAUUUACAUCAGAUUAUUGGGAGCCUAUCUGUUCAUCACUUCUUAUGUUCAAGGGCAAAAUCUGGACAGUAUGCUCCAUGGUACUGGGAUGAAAUCAGACUCUGACCAGAAAAAAUCAGAAAAUGGAGUAACCUUAGCACCAGAGGAUACUUUGCCUUUUUUAAAGUGCUAUUGCUCAGGACACUGCCCGGAUGAUGCUAUUAAUAACACAUGCAUAACGAAUGGGCACUGCUUUGCCAUCAUAGAAGAAGAUGACCAAGGAGAAACCACAUUAGCUUCAGGGUGUAUGAAAUAUGAAGGAUCUGACUUUCAGUGCAAGGAUUCACCAAAAGCACAGCUACGGCGGACGAUAGAAUGUUGUCGGACCAAUUUAUGUAACCAGUAUUUACAACCUACACUGCCCCCUGUUGUCAUAGGUCCAUUUUUCGAUGGCAGCAUUCGCUGGCUGGUUGUGCUCAUUUCAAUGGCUGUCUGCAUAGUUGCUAUGAUCAUCUUCUCCAGCUGCUUUUGUUACAAACAUUAUUGCAAGAGCAUCUCAAGCAGACGUCGUUACAAUCGUGAUUUGGAACAAGAUGAAGCAUUUAUUCCGGUUGGAGAAUCAUUAAAAGAUCUUAUUGACCAGUCACAGAGUUCUGGUAGUGGAUCUGGACUACCCUUAUUGGUGCAGCGAACUAUUGCCAAACAGAUUCAGAUGGUCCGGCAAGUCGGUAAAGGCCGAUAUGGAGAAGUAUGGAUGGGUAAAUGGCGUGGUGAAAAAGUGGCAGUCAAAGUAUUUUUCACCACUGAAGAAGCUAGCUGGUUUCGAGAAACGGAAAUCUAUCAGACAGUGCUGAUGCGCCAUGAAAACAUACUUGGUUUUAUAGCAGCAGACAUUAAAGGUACAGGCUCCUGGACUCAGCUCUAUUUGAUUACUGAUUACCAUGAAAACGGAUCUCUCUAUGAUUUCCUGAAAUGUGCCACACUAGACACCAGAGCCCUGCUCAAGUUGGCUUAUUCAGCUGCCUGUGGUCUGUGCCACCUCCACACAGAAAUUUAUGGCACCCAAGGAAAGCCUGCAAUUGCUCAUCGAGACCUAAAAAGCAAAAACAUCCUCAUUAAGAAAAAUGGAAGUUGCUGUAUUGCUGACCUGGGCCUUGCUGUUAAAUUCAAUAGUGACACAAAUGAAGUUGACGUGCCCUUGAAUACCAGGGUGGGCACCAAACGCUACAUGGCUCCGGAAGUGCUGGAUGAAAGCUUGAAUAAAAACCAUUUCCAACCCUACAUAAUGGCCGACAUCUAUAGCUUUGGCCUGAUCAUUUGGGAAAUGGCUCGUCGUUGUAUCACAGGAGGGAUAGUAGAAGAGUACCAGUUGCCUUAUUACAAUAUGGUACCCAAUGAUCCAUCAUACGAAGAUAUGCGUGAGGUUGUGUGUGUCAAACGUUUGCGGCCAAUUGUGUCCAAUCGAUGGAACAGUGAUGAAUGUCUACGAGCAGUUUUGAAGCUCAUGUCAGAAUGCUGGGCCCAUAAUCCAGCCUCCAGACUUACAGCUCUGAGAAUCAAGAAGACACUUGCCAAGAUGGUUGAAUCCCAGGAUGUAAAGAUUUGAUAAACAGUCCUGAGGAGAAAUUCUAGACUGCAGGAACUGUUUUCACCCAAGGAAUGGGUGGAAUUAGAGUAGAAUAAGGAUGCUAACUUGGUUCUCAGACUCUUUCCUCACUACACCUUCACUGGCUGCUAAUAUUAAACCUUUCAGUACUCUGUAGAAUACAAGCUGGGAACUUCUAAACACUUUGUUCUUUAUAUAUGGACGGCUUUAUUUUAAAUGUGGUUUUUGAUGCCUUUUUUUUAAUUGGGUUUUUAUGAACUACAUCAAGACUUCAAUCCUGAUUAAUAAGUCUCCAGACUCUGGGUACUGAAUUCCCUGUUCAUAAAAUGGUGCUUUCUGUGAAAGCCUUAAGAAGACAAAUGAAUUCAGCGGAGAUGGAGAAAUACACACUUUGCCUUCUACCUGAGGAAGUUUAAUCUGUUUGUAUCCCACCUUUGUAAACAGCCUAUGGAUUAUGAUCUGUUGGGGAUACUCCUUAGUUUAUGAUAGUUUGUCAUGCUUUGAUGGUGGUGUGUACACACGUGCACGUGCACACAUACACACACACACACACACACCAGGAUUCUUCUGCUGCCAUUCGAAUUAGAAGAAAAGAAUUUAUGGAUGCACAGGAAGAUAUUGAUGGCUGUUGGUUUUGUGCUUUAAAAAUGCAUUAUCUGACCAAGAUUCUCCAAUCACAUAAAAGCCAUUUAUUUACCUUGCAAGUGAGCAAGCUUCUCUGCCAACUUUAUUUUUUAACAUGAAAGUUGAUACAAAGGCCAAAAGAAGUUUAAAGUGUCUGUAAAUUUGGUCUGUUUUUCUUUCAUUACCAUCUUUUUCUUCCUCCCUCCCUCCCCACCUGCUUCCUCUCCCCUCCCCUCCUCUCCCUCCCUUCUUUCCAUCUCUUUCUUUUCUUUUUUUCUUUUUGGUAAUUCUUACUUUUGUCCUGAGAAUCAUCUUAUCCAAAGUUGGAACUUCCAAUGCCAUGAACCUUCUGAAGAAAAACACUUCUUAUUGAAGUGAACUACUAAUUACUGCAUUUGAUAGCAAUGUAAGUGCCUAUAACCAUGUUCUAUAUUCUUUAUUCUCAGUAACUUUUAAAAGGGAAGUUAUUUAUAUUUUGUGUGUAAUAUGCUUUAUUUGCAAAACACCUCCUUUACAACCAUAUUUUAUAUAUGUACAUACAUGUAUACUGUAGAAACCAGCUCCUGUGUACCUCAUAUCCCAUUCUUAAGGGAAAAAAAUUAAGAGAUCAUCAGAAAAAAAAGAAGUUAUAAAGUAGAACUACAUAUAAAUUUUCAGAAUUAAUGCAUUCAAAAGCAUAUAUCAAAUCUAGGACUUUGUUAUUUCAGGCAUAGACUUUCAAUAAGAUGCUGUCAUCUCAUGUUUUCUUUGUGAAGGGAUCCUCCAAUUAGAAGUUUCUAUUUCAGGGCUGAUAGAAACUUACCAACAACUAUUUUGGGCAUUUAAAUCAUUUGAGACUUUUGGUUUUAUGAUUUCUGUUCCAUAACUUGUGAUGACAAUGAAGAGUCAGGCAAAAAAAGCUCAGUAUCUAGUGAUAUGACUAUAGACUAUGAAAUGUCUGUAGCCAUUACCUGUGUCUAUUCCAUAGAGCUAUUAUUCCGUACAAUGCGACAUAUUUUAUGCAUGCCUUGUUAUCCCAAGGAAUAAUUCUGAUUUACUUAAACUUACACUUCUGUAAUGCCUUUUUCCUGUUAAUAUCUUAUCCUGAACAAACAGCUCACGGGUGCAUAAAGUGAAUAGUUUUUUUUUUGAAUGUAACAUAAAAUAAAUGUGAUUAUAUCACAACAUAGUUAAAAACCUUUAAAGGGGAGGAAUCAGAGCACGUAUCCAUCCAUUACUAAAAAUCUGGCUGGCGUUUAAGGAUGAAACUCUUACUUAUUUAUACAUGAAACUUCACAAAUUUGAGAUUUUCUUGAAUAGUUUUGACUAAGCUUAGUAGUUUUCAUCUAACAUAAUUAAAGCUUGAAGUGUUCAUCAAAAUCAGUAAAUGUAUAUAUUGAUAGUAUACAAUAACGUGCUCUUUCAGAAUGUUCUCCCUGUGUCUGUACUGACAGAUUCUAAUCCAUGCUGCCAUGUGAUUUAAGAACAAUUCUGAGCUCUGAUCAUAAUCUAAGGUUGCUUUAUUUUUUAUUGGAUAAACUAUAGAUCUUGGAAAUUAUUUGUCAUCUUAAUAACAAAGUAUGUAAAGAAAGGCAAACUCUAUUCUUAGUAAUGUUAAAAUAGUGUGUGAGAGCAGACAAUUACAGAUAGUAUAUAAGUAGAAGACCACUAUAAUGAUUUUUUUUUAAUAAAUAGAUCUAUGAAAAGUGGUAUCAAGAAUUAACUGCAGCGGCUUGUUCAGUUAAAAUAUUUUCUAAGAUAGCAUGUUCUUUAGAAAGCAAAUGAUGCCAUAUUUGAAAUACUAAAGUCCAAAAAAUAUGCAUGAAACUUAUUUUCUUCUCUCCUUCCUACUCUCACUGUUAAAUUUCUAAGUUCAUCCAGUAAGUGAAAUAUUUAAAGACUAAGAGGAAGUAUUACAUAGUACUAUAUAGUUAAUAAUUUGUAAAACCCCAGGAGCCAUUAUUUGGCCCCGCUUACAAUUUAGCUUGAAUCUAGUUUCUCUGGAAAUGUCUUCACAAAAGAUAUUUCGGUCAACAUUAGAAGUGUCCCUAAACUUAGAGAAUGGCCUAUAGCUUUUGAAAAUUAUGUUUUACAAAACGUGCCCGAUUUUUUAUUUAUGCAGUCUAAAAAUACUCAGUACCUUUUUCUUUCAUGCGUUUUACUUCUAUUUAGGACAAAAAUGUAAUACAACUUUUAAAAAAUCAUGUAUCUCUUAAACUGGCCCAAGAUCAAAUUCGAUAUUGAAUUAUUUAUUCCAGGCAAGAUGUUAUAAAUUAAGUCACUUAUGUUUCUUUUCAUACACGUUGUUUGGAAAUGUUCCAAAUACCUAAAUUAACCUCAACAGGAGAAAUACUAAUUGAUUUUCUAAAAAAGAUUGUUGUAGCUCUUGUACUGUCGAAAGGGGUGGUAUUUAUUACUUGCUUGGGUCAGGUGUUAAAAUAGGGUAGCAGUUCAUCAUAUUGCCUCAGUGCUGUUAUGAGAGUUACAGUGGAAAACCGCACAGAGCUGACUUGUGCAUAAACACCAAAUUAAAUCUCCGGCUGGCAGCACGUGAAGCCACGUGUGAUGAUCAUCCCAUAAGGAAAGUAUGUGAAUACUGCUUUUGCAAAGGAGUAAAUCUAUUACUGUAAUUUUAGCUUGUGCUCUGUACUAUGCUUUCAGUGGAAUUAUUUAAGCUCUUUUAGUGACCAUUGUCCUUGCCCAUUUAAAAACUAAAAUGUAGUAUAUAUACUGUAUAAAUGAAAAUAUCAUUAUAGCUUAAUUAGGGAAGUUGUACAUAGACAUCAAAAGAAGGGUUAAAAACAAGCAGUUUUAUUAUGCAAUUGUAAAACACCAAAAAUAUAGAUUCAUCUUUGAUAUGUAACACACUAAAUGUAUUUUGUACAGCAUCUGGUUUAAAAGGUGCCUUAUUAAGUUUACCAUUAAUUGCUUUGUUCUAUAUAUAGAUUACAUCCAAUGUAUCAUUUUUAAGUAAAUAACCUUAUUUUAGUAUA